This is a messenger RNA of Brassica napus (rape), 1933 nucleotides long. Its product is annotated as probable pectate lyase 15. Gene Ontology annotation, molecular function: pectate lyase activity. The record is from RefSeq and is a predicted model, not a curated record. The coding region runs from base 120 to 1475 and encodes 451 amino acids. Lineage: Eukaryota; Viridiplantae; Streptophyta; Magnoliopsida; Brassicales; Brassicaceae. The transcript has 6 exons.
CCUUGGAGCUUGUGCACUAAUCAGUCACUCGUCUCCUGCUUCUUCUAACCUCCUCUCUCCUCUCGCCGUUUCCCUUUUCCCGAGAAAAAGUGAGAGCAUUUCGUAAAGAAGCUUCUUCAAUGGCGUCGUCGUCUCAGAAAGUGACCUCUGUUUGUUUGACCGUCCUCGUCCUCUUAGCUCUCAGUGCAACGAUUCUCCGGAAAAUUGAAAUCCCUAGCUCCAGGAAGGUGAAAACAGAGGAGUUGCAGAGCUCAAAAAACACCUCAACAAUGGCGGCGAACAGGCUUGAAGGUGUGGAGUUGAAUGAACAGCACGCGGUUGAUGAUCCAGAUAAAGUUGCUGAUGAAGUCUCUACCCUUGUUCAGAUGAGCGAACAUAACAUCACAGCAAGGAGGAAGCUUGGAUUUUUCUCAUGUGGAACCGGUAACCCGAUCGAUGACUGUUGGCGUUGUGACCGUAACUGGCAUAAGAACCGCAAACGCCUGGCCGAUUGUGGGAUCGGUUUUGGACGCAACGCUGUUGGUGGUCGUGAUGGACGCUUCUACGUUGUCACUGACCCCACUGAUGAAGACGUUAUUAACCCCAAACCAGGAACUCUUCGCCACGCGGUUAUCCAAGAUGAGCCUCUAUGGAUUGUGUUCAAGAGAGAUAUGGUGAUAGAGCUGAAACAAGAGCUGAUUAUGAACAGUUUCAAGACCAUUGAUGGUCGUGGUGCUAAUGUCCAUAUAGCUAACGGUGCUUGCAUCACCCUCCAGUUUAUCACCAACGUCAUCAUCCAUGGUCUUCACAUUCAUGAUUGCAAGCCUACUGGAAACGCCAUGGUUAGAAGCUCGCCAUCUCAUUUUGGCUGGAGGACAAUGGCUGAUGGUGAUGCAGUCUCUAUCUUUCAGUCAUCUCAUAUCUGGAUUGAUCAUAACUCUCUCUCUCACUGUGCUGAUGGCCUUGUGGAUGCUGUCAUGGGUUCUACUGCUAUUACCGUUUCCAAUAAUCACUUUACACACCACAAUGAGGUCAUGUUGCUCGGCCACAGUGAUUCCUACACAAUAGACAAGCUGAUGCAAGUGACCAUUGCUUACAACCAUUUUGGAGAAGGAUUGGUUCAGAGAAUGCCAAGGUGCAGACAUGGGUAUUUCCAUGUGGUCAACAACGACUACACACACUGGGAGAUGUACGCAAUUGGUGGGAGUGCAGAUCCAACCAUAAACAGUCAAGGAAACAGAUAUGCUGCUCCUAAGAACCCUUUCGCCAAAGAGGUGACGAAAAGAGUAGAGACAGAUGCAAGUGAAUGGCAGAAGUGGAAUUGGAGAUCAGAAGGAGAUCUGCUACUGAAUGGAGCAUUCUUCAAGGCAUCAGGAGCAGAAGCCUCAGCUAGCUAUGGACGAGCCUCAAGCUUAGCAGCUAAACCAUCAUCAAUGGUCCACACCAUAACCUCUACUGCAGGAGCACUAGGUUGCCGCAGAGGCAGACCUUGUUAGUUCUCUCUAUACCACCCGUAGUAACUAACCAACCCUAAACCCUUUCCCCAUAUCUAUGGAAAGUGGAAUAUAUAGUAGUCUUUCUGCUUUCUCGUUUCGUUGUGGUCGUAUCAUUGUUUCGGCAGAUCCCGCUCAGUUUUCUUACGGGUGGUAGGAAUUGGUCAACCUCAGCUUGCUUUUUCUUUAAAAAUGGUGUUGGGGGAAACAAAGAGGAGCAAGCUCAGAAGCGUUGUUCAAAAGGUUUUCCUUCUUUUUAGAGUCUCUUAUGGUUUUGUUUUUUUCCCCUCUUUGGUUUUGGAGUUGUUGAAGUCCCUUUGGUUUUACUGGAUCUCACUCCCUUGCGUCUGUAGUCUUUUUGGGUUUUCUCUUUCAAGUUAGUGGUCAUAGUAAAGCAAAAUUUGUAACAGAAGACGAUUGAAAAGCUUUCUUGAUUUUAUUGCAACUUCCGUUGUCUUUUA